AUGAGCACGGUGUUUCAAAAGCGCACUACUGCUUCCCAGAGACACCACCCUCUCCACCGUCUCCCAGUCAAUCCUCCCCAUCAACAUGCCCAUCAUAUCAUCAUCCCCUCCCCUGCUCAUGGUAUCAUUCCCUCCCCCCUGCUCCCCUGCAUCCACCCCUUCGCCUUCCCUGCCAGCAUUCGCCUCAAUACCUUCCUCCCCUCUCCCUUUUUCCCUUUCCCCUUCCUCCCCUCUCCCUUUUUCCAUUUCCCCUUCCUUCCCUCUCCCAGCAGCCUCGUGCCAGUCUGCGGCUGUCCCUUUGCCUCUCUCUUCCCCUCCUCCCCCCACCAAGCAGGGCAGCACGAGGCAGUAGUGGGAUGCGGUCCAGAAGGCUCCAAAGGGGCGCACAGCGACGCAUGUGGUAGCACAUGGCGCUGCUUAGCUGAGGGAACGGGGAAGAAGGGAGAGAAUGCGGACAAUGGGGAGAAGGGAGAGAAUGCGGACAAUGGGGAGAAGGGAGAGAAUGCGGACAAUGGGGAGAAGGGAGAGAAUGCGGACAAUGGGGAGAAGGGAGAGAAUGCGGACAAUGGGGAGAAGGGAGAGAAUGCGGACAAUGGGGAGAAGGGAGAGAAUGCGGACAAUGGGAAGAAGGGAGAGAAUGCGGACAAUGGGGAGAAGGGAGAGAAUGCGGACAAUGGGGAGAAGGGAGAGAAUGCGGACAAUGGGAAGAAGGGAGAGAAUGCGGACAAUGGGGAGAAGGGAGAGAAUACGGACAAUGGGGAGAAGGGAGAGAAUGCGGACAAUGGGGAGAAGGGGGUGCAUGUGGGUGCACAGCUGACACGUUCUAACACUUGUUAG
This is a messenger RNA of Closterium sp. Naga37s-1, 837 nucleotides long. The record is from the annotation of a GenBank genome assembly. Lineage: Eukaryota; Viridiplantae; Streptophyta; Zygnematophyceae; Desmidiales; Closteriaceae.